Messenger RNA from Ostrinia furnacalis (Asian corn borer), 644 nucleotides. RefSeq names its product RNA-binding protein 25-like. NCBI's taxonomy places the organism in Eukaryota, Metazoa, Arthropoda, Insecta, Lepidoptera, Crambidae. The annotation marks the transcript as partial. Gene Ontology annotation, molecular function: transcription coregulator activity; RNA polymerase binding. Gene Ontology annotation, cellular component: nucleus. The transcript has 5 exons. The record is from RefSeq and is a predicted model, not a curated record.
CCGUCGCCUACAAAAUUAAACCUCCCCAACAACAGAAGGAAGCCCCAGCCGAGACGACAGAGGAGCCCGAUCCAGAGGUAGAGGGAACGAAAGAAGAGGACGCGGCCGCGAGAGAGAAGGAGGCGCGAGCUCAGGCCUCCAUCAAGGAGAGGGAGAGAGAGGUUCAACGAGCGCUUGCGACCAGUCUGCGGGACAGGGACAAGGAGCGGCAGUACCACAAGCGGGACGAGGCUGUGCAGCAGGCCUCCAUCAAGGAGAGGGAGCGAGAGGUGCAGCGAGCCCUCGCCACGAGCUUACGGGACAGGGACAAGGAGCGCCAGUAUCACAAGCGGGACGAGGCUGUGCAGGAGCGCCUCUUCAGCCAGCACACAGCAGCGCUGGCGAGCAAGCGUCGCGACAAGCUACGCGCGCUACUCAACGAACUAAACGUGUCGUGCACGGCGCACUGGCGGGACGUCAAGACGCAGUUGCAGGAAAACCCUGCUGCGCCGGUCUACUCGGCCGCUUCACAAAGGAGAGAAAGACAGCAGGCCUCCAUCAAGGAGAGGGAGAGAGAGGUGCAGCGAGCGCUCGCUACGAGCAUACGAGACAGGGACAAGGAGCGCCAGUACCACAAGCGGGACGAGGCUGUGCAGGUGAGAUAG